AUGGGCUUGGGGCUCUAUGAACAAGGAGUCUCUGAGUUCCCUCAUUUCCCCGAGAGCAAUGAACGCUUUGGCCUGGGUUACGAGUUCAAGAAGAGUGAUCCAGAGAAAAGGUGGCGCAACCGCGCCCGAGCUCAGAUUCUCUUGGCUUCGAAAGAUAGGGAAAAGACUACAUUCAUCACCGAGUGGGGAACCUACUGUUAUCGGGUCCAGUGUUUCUUGGGAAAAAUUCAAUUCAUCAGUCGAUUCAUCGCCAAGUUGACCUUGACUUGUGAACCAUUCUUUCGACUACUUAAGAAAGAUGUAAAGUUCGAGUGGAACGAGAAGUGUCAGAAAGCUUUUGAAGCGGUGCGAACUUAUCUCCAGAACCCUCCGAUCCUGAUGCCGCCUACACCAGGAAAACCUUUGAUCCUAUACUUGUCCAUCACGCCCUCAUCAAUGGGGUGCAUGCUGGCACAAGAAGGAGAAGAUGGGGUUGAAAGGGCGAUUUACUACUUGAGCAAGAAGAUGGUAGGAUGCGAGGAGCGAUACACUUCACUGGAAAAGACAUGUUGGGCGCUUGUAUGGGCCACAAAGAAGUUGAGACACUACAUGCUCGCUUACUCGGUGAUACUGAUCUCUCGGAUGGAUCCUCUCAAGUAUCUAUUCGAGAAGCCAUCACUUACCGGUAAGCUAGCGCGUUGGUUGCUCUUGUUAGCGGAAUUCGAAAUCAAGUACGUCACUCGCAAGUCAGUGAAAGGGAGAGCGGUGGCAGAGUUUUUGGCAGAUCGUUCGAUUGAAGGGCCAGAGCACACAGAAUUUCAAUUUUCGGAUGAAGAUGUGAUGUCGACGGUCAAUGAAACGUGGAUGUUGUACUUCGAUGGAACCGCAAAUCAGAAAGGAUUCGGGAUUGGCAUACUGCUGGUCUCGCCUGAGGGGUCGCAUAUUCCUUUCACAUUCAAGUUGAACUUCGAAGUUACGAACAACGAAGCUGAGUACGAAGCAUGUAUUGUGGGAAUGGAAGCCGCAUUGGAGAUUGGUGUCAAGGUGCUAGAAGUCGUCGGAGAUUCCAACUUGGUUGUAUCGCAAGCAAACGGAGAAUGGAAGGUCAGAGACGAGAAAAUGAAGCCGUAUCAUCAGCAGCUCGAUGAACUUCUCCCGAAUUUUCAAAAGGUAACCUUCACGCAUGUACCGAGGAUGAAGAACCGCUUCGCAGACGCCCUGGCCACUUUGGCAUCCAUGCUGGAACUUCCAAUUGGGGUGAAGCUGAGGCCUGUCAUGAUUGAGCAGAGGGGAAAACAUGUGUACGACUAUGUCAUGAACAUCGACGAACCGGACGAUGGACUCCCUUGGUUCUAUGAUAUUCGGAAUUUCGUCGAAAAGGGGGAGUUCCCUGUGGAUUCAACUAAGAAAGAUUGGAUCGCACUGCAACGACUCGCAUCUCAAUACAUCAUCUGUGGAGGACAAUUGUACCGGCGAUCUCCUUGCGGAGUUCACAAGUUGUGUGUUCACGGUGACGACAUGAAAGCAGUAAUGGAAGAAGUUCACGAAGGAGGAAAAGUUCUGGAACUCUUUGAGUAA
Messenger RNA from Rhododendron vialii, 1557 nucleotides. RefSeq lists its product as uncharacterized. Gene Ontology annotation, molecular function: RNA-DNA hybrid ribonuclease activity; nucleic acid binding. The transcript is spliced from 4 exons. NCBI's taxonomy places the organism in Eukaryota, Viridiplantae, Streptophyta, Magnoliopsida, Ericales, Ericaceae. Bases 1 to 1557 code for a protein of 518 amino acids. The record is from RefSeq and is a predicted model, not a curated record.